Psylliodes chrysocephalus is the source of this 540-nucleotide messenger RNA. The record is from the annotation of a GenBank genome assembly. Lineage: Eukaryota; Metazoa; Arthropoda; Insecta; Coleoptera; Chrysomelidae.
AUGAUAAAUGAAAUAAAAUUUAUUUUGGCUUUGUACGGUGCAAAAAAUUAUAACAAAGGAUUGAAUGACUUCAGAUUUGAGUAUUUUUGCAAAAAUGUAGCAUCUAAGAAGACAAAAGUACUUUUGGGCUCUUUACCACCUACUGAAGAUGUAGCUGUACAACACAUCAAGAAAGUUUAUCUCCAAUAUCAAUGCUGGAUGGGAAACAUUUUGGACCCCAGUGACUGGGGCUGGGAAUUUGAUACUAGGAAGAAUUUUUACAAACCGAUUCUGAUUACUAAUGAAGCUGCCCAAUCUUCUCUACUAGAGGUCAUAUUUUGUUCAUGCAAAACCACAGGCUGUGCAAUAGUGUGUGGGUGCAGAAAAGCGGGAUUGUAUUGCCCUGAAGAAUGUGUGAAUUGUGCCGUGAAUGAUUGCACAAACUGCAAACGUGUGCUUAUAGAAGAUGCAGACGAAGGCGUUGAUUUUGUACCUCCACCGAGCAUUGACAUUAUCCCCCCCAACAAUGUUUCUGUAGUUGACUAUUUCGAAACAGAUUAA